AUGUUUAAGAUCAUUAAAGGGAUGAAAAGGGGUUCGAAACCCGAAGUGAUUGAACCACCUCCAGGACCUAAUGCUCCAUCUGAUGUGACUGUAAACCAUGCUUCACGUUCGGCCAUACCCCCUGCUCAGCUGACCAACACCAAGUCACAGGCUAUCAGUCGAAACCCUGCACCUCAGACUGGUGUGAUCGAGAAAGUUAAAGAGAAAGAGAUCAAAAGGCAAAACCUACAAGAACUUGUUGAGUUAGUCCAGUCAGGUUCAAGUAAGAUGAAUGAGAUCAUGCAGGAGGAGAUGAUUAACAUGAUUUCAGUGAAUAUCUUUCGUGCUUUACCUCCUCAAGCAUUUGAGAACACCGGAGCCAUUGAUGGUGACCCUGAAGAAGAUGAUAUGUACUUAGAACCUUCAUGGCCUCACCUGCAACUUGUCUAUGAGUUGCUUUUAAGAUACGUGGUGUCACCCGAUACAGAUACUAAAGUAGCUAAACGAUUUAUCGAUCAUUCAUUUGUUUUAAACUUGCUUGAUAUGUUUGAUUCAGAAGAUCCAAGGGAAAGAGAGUAUUUAAAGACCAUACUCCAUCGUGUAUAUGGAAAAUUCAUGAUUCAUCGCCCUUUUAUAAGGAAGGCAAUAAAUAAUAUCUUUUAUAGGUUUAUAUUUGAAACAGAAAGGCAUCCUGGGCUUGGUGAAUUAUUGGAGAUUCUUGGAAGUAUAAUAAAUGGGUUUGCUGUUCCAAUGAAAGAAGAGCAUAAGUUGUUCCUUGUGAGGGCACUCAUUCCACUUCAUAAAGCCAAAUUUAUUAAUUACUAUCAUCAACAGUUAUCUUACUGUAUAAUUCAGUUUGUUGAAAAAGAUUAUAAAUUGGCUGAUAUUGUGAUUAGAGGGUUACUGAAAUACUGGCCUGUUACUAACUGUGGUAAAGAGAUUCUGUUUCUUGGUGAAUUAGAAGAAAUUCUUGAUGCAACACAACCUGCAGAGUUUCAACAAUGCAUGAUUCCUCUUUUUAGACAAAUUGGACGCUGCAUUAAUAGCCCUAAUUUUCAGGUUGCAGAACGGGUGCUUUUCUUGUGGAACAAUGAACAUAUAGUGGACUUGAUUGCACAGAAUCGAGACAUCAUUUUACCUAUCCUCUUUGAACCCUUAGAGAAGAACAUAAGAGGUCACUGGAACACUGCUAUCAAUGGAUUAACUGGAAAUGUAAGAAAAAUGUUCAUUGAAAUGGAUUCAGACCUUUUUGAAGAAUGCAGUAAUCAGUUCUUGGAAAAAGAAGCCAUGGCCAAUAAAAUGCUUGAGCAACGUGAGUUGACUUGGAAGAAACUUGAAGCAAUUGCAUCAGAAGGUGGAGGUGAUGAUAUGGUUAUGGUUAAUUAAAUUACGUUUUUUUUUCCGUUUUUACCCUUUCUCCCACCUGGAGCUCUUGCUACUUUCUAACAUCCAAAAGGGCAGAGGUAUGAGUCAUUUUCUCCUACAGCCUGACAGAGCACAACGGUUUGCUCUAUUUUUUUUUUCUUUCCAUGUUUGCCCUUUUAGAGUAAUUGCUAUUUUUUGUUGAAAUAGAGUUAUUGGGUUGAUAAUAAGUAAAGGUGGUCAUGAUGUUAACAUCAUCAUAGGGAUGUUUUCAAAUUCUAUAACUUUCUCUUAUUGUGGUCAAAUGAACCACAUGUCAUAUUUUUUUGUGAAUACAAAUUCCUAUCAAUGGUUAUACCGUUAAAUCUCAA
This is a messenger RNA of Lactuca virosa, 1712 nucleotides long. The record is from the annotation of a GenBank genome assembly. Lineage: Eukaryota; Viridiplantae; Streptophyta; Magnoliopsida; Asterales; Asteraceae.